AUGCCAGAAGAUGAACCUCUGCCAAAAAAGGUUCGUCUCAGUGAUGAUGACUUUAAAACCUUGUCCCGAGAAGAACUCCUCAAAAGGUGGAAACAAGAAGAUGCCUAUGUUAAAACGCUUGAAAGAAAAUAUUCAGAUUUACUUUCCAACAGCAUGACCGACUUGAAAGAAUUGGAGGAGAAACUGACACGGAGAGAGAAGAGUUUAAUAAUGAGACUUCCCAGCAAAGAGCAGGAGUUGCAGAAAUGUUGUACGCAGAUUCGGUAUCUCAAGCGAGCUCAGCACAGAAGCUUGACCCAGCUCCCGGCAUCUGAUGUGGACCCAACUAUCAACCUCUUGUUCCGUAAAAUGAGGUGUGAAUUGGACCAGAUUAAAGCCAAACUCGAGCAGGCCCAAAAUGAACUCCGCACUGGGAAAUUUACACCUGAUAGGUAA
Thalassophryne amazonica is the source of this 435-nucleotide messenger RNA. Its product is annotated as pre-mRNA-splicing regulator WTAP-like. The record is from RefSeq and is a predicted model, not a curated record. The transcript is spliced from 5 exons. NCBI's taxonomy places the organism in Eukaryota, Metazoa, Chordata, Actinopteri, Batrachoidiformes, Batrachoididae. Gene Ontology annotation, biological process: regulation of alternative mRNA splicing, via spliceosome. The coding region runs from base 1 to 435 and encodes 144 amino acids. Gene Ontology annotation, cellular component: nucleus.